Molecule: messenger RNA, 2271 nt
Organism: Pseudocercospora fijiensis CIRAD86
Lineage: Eukaryota; Fungi; Ascomycota; Dothideomycetes; Mycosphaerellales; Mycosphaerellaceae
Exons: 6
Cellular component (GO): nucleus
Molecular function (GO): protein binding
Source: RefSeq, a predicted model, not a curated record
AUCACGUUACAGGCCAGUGGCAUAAGGGUGCCAAUCAUGGAGGAAUACAGAGCUUCUAUCGCUAAUGUCGAUACAGCUUUGAACCGCUUGAACCAGACUUUGGCCUCAUACAAGAUCUUCGCCGCGGAGUCGCAAAAAACCAAGUCUCGCGAUUCCGUGCAACGAGACACAGCUGCUGAAAAGAAUUCACAAGAUCUCGGUGCCGCAAAGCUUCCAUCUCCAAAUGCGGCGUUGCCGCAAAGCCAGCGCACACCUUCACUGCCUCCCCUCCGUAAGGAAGUCGUAGACGGAAUCUUGGCUCUCAGAUCCAGCAAAAAUUAUCCAGAGAAGAAUGUAUCAAAAGCAAACCGUCUCGAGAGACUGGAAGAGGCUCUUGUUUAUGUUGCGCAAGAUCCCUACUCUCUUCCCCUGUAUCUCUUCAUUGCAAUUCAAUAUCUCGACCUUGGAUAUCCCGAUUUAGCGGCAGGAUCCGCGUACAAGGCUCUUCUCCUCGCGGAUGCAUUGGAUGAUGAUUCGGAGGAGUAUCAUGAAGAGGCGUCAGGUUCGCUAAAAUUUACCAUCCAAGGACAGGCGCUUGAGGAACGAAUCAAGAUCAUUCGUAAUGCUAUGGACGCUGGGCUACAGAAUGCUUCAGAUGCAGACUUAGACCCUGCUCUGGAUGUCGAGAUUGCGCUCUGGCUCAAGACUCACUACCGUCUCAUCAUGUACCGACUUCUGACACGCAGUCUUCUGCUCUGCAACUGCUUGCGAACUACUUAUGCAUACAUUCAGCAAGGCCUGACUUUGUAUUCAGAAGACCCACAACUUUUGGAGGUUAAACAUGAUCUAUACUCCGAGGUCGCCAAGCUCAGGAAAACUGCCACUGCCGAGCCCUUGCCUCGUCCCAACGAUCUACCUGAUGGCGGUCUCGUGCGAAGAGAAAUAUAUCCUUGGAACGAUCGUGAGCCUGACCGAAUUGCCGAGCUUGAACACAUCAACAUGCUCAUGAACGACGUUUCUGGCAAGCUUGAAGUGCGAGCAGUUGAUUUGCCCCCACUCACCGGAGAUACUGCGUCACCCGUCACGCAACUUGGAGUCUUCGCGAAGGCAGAUAUCGCACCGGGCGAGGUCAUUCUCGAUGAAAAAUCGCUUUUGACCGCGAAUAACAAGCUUCAGGAUGCAUUGUGCGAUGCAUGCAGUGCGGAUCUUCCUGAAGUAGGCAGCAAAGAGUGGGCCGAGGCAGUGGUCUGCGCUGAGUGCGAUGUCGUAUUCUGCAGCGACUGGUGCUUCGAAAAUGCUCGGGACUCUUACCACCCUGCGCUCUGUGGCAAGGACGUCGAUGCGAUUUCCAAAGACGUUGAGCCUGCGGAGGCAGCAGAUGCCCUAUAUUCGCUACUUCUGCUACGAGCAUUGGCUAUGGCUGAAACCCAGGAAUGGCACCCGCUUGAGAUACUGGACGUCAAGUACAUCUGGGGCGAUUUCACACCAACACCUGCUGCCCAUCUGCCAAGCUAUCGAGAUCUUAAAUCUCCCGACUCCUGCCUCUCGGCACGGAUGCUGCCUUUCAGUUUCGAGUACAACAUACGUCUACCGUUCCAUAUGCUGGAGAAGAUGGAUGUGGAUAUAUUCGCGAAUCCACAAUAUGAUGUCUGGGUCUUCAACACGCUUUAUGCAAAGUUUCGCGGCACCGCAUCGGCUCGUCUCUCUGGACUGGGAGGUCGAGCCAUACGAGGCCCAGAAGUCUCUGCUGUACAUCCUAUGUGGUGUCUCGCAAACCACAGCUGCGACCCAAAUGUGAGUUGGGAAUGGGGCGGCGCGAUGAAGUUUUGGGCCAAGACCGAGAGAGUGGCAUGGAGAGGCCGUGAUGGACGACAAGUGAAAGCUCAGGCCGGUAUCAAAAAGGAUGAAGAGGUGCUCAACCACUACUGCGACAUCGAUCUUCCUGUCAAGGAACGGAGGGAGUGGGCGCGUGGUGCUUUGGGAGGUGAUUGCCAGUGCCCAAGCUCUUCCCUGCUCCUCAUCCUCAACCUCUUCCACGGCUUCUCUUGCUUCCAUGACUUCCAUGAGCAAACUAUUAUCAUCCAACUUCGCUGUCUCGUCCUCCACAUCUAUGCCCUGUUGCGACAGGAGGCGGGAAUGUCGAAGGGUGGCGGUGCUCGCGUUCUGGUGCUUCGUAAGGCUGCCGUUCUACAGUUUGCGCAAACGAAAGGUGUGCCUGGAUGUCCAAUGCGCGUGGCUUCUCGCGCCGCGCCCGCGCCCGCGCCCGCGGCGCUUCUCAAACUCCUGUUGAUG